Pelagomonas calceolata is the source of this 710-nucleotide messenger RNA. NCBI's taxonomy places the organism in Eukaryota, Pelagophyceae, Pelagomonadales, Pelagomonadaceae. The record is from the annotation of a GenBank genome assembly.
AGCCAUUUUUUUGCCGCGCGGUCUGAUAGCCCAACACCUGCCGACGCGCGGCAUCACGGACUCACACUGCCGCCUCAGUCGCUUAUAUAGCCAAGAGAGGCCCAGGCUCCGAGUCAUCUGGACUCUAAGAAUUGAAAUUUGAAUUAUACUACUAAUACGCCUCCAGGGCCGCGCCGCGCCACGUCAUGGGCCAGUUCUCCUACGCAUGCAAAUCGUGUGGCGGCCACGACCAAUUCGACUGGGUCACCUCGUGCGUCGUCGAGCUCGCGCUCACGACGGGAGAGACGAUCCACGUCGAGGGCCAUUACGAUGGGUACGGCCGCGCGAUUUGCCGCGUCGGCGAGGACCAGCAGUGCCGCGUCUAUCCGGACCAGUUCGUCCAGUUUUUCAAACACUGGGGCGGCGUACAGAUCACUACAAGCAAGAUCUGGUGCAACGGCUCCCACGGUUGUGAGCGGAACUGCGUCCCUCGCGGCACCGACAUCCUGGACCGCAUCCCCGCCGAGCGCUACGACGAGCUGCAGAUGCUCGCCGGCGCCCCGAAAAGUGAUCUGCGCGAGCCCUACGACGCCGACGGCAUGAAAGGGGACUACUGAAGCUCCACAAGGGACUGAAGGGAGCCGCUCCACAAGGGAGCCCAGGCCGGGAAACAUCGCCCGCGCCUCGAAUCUACCACUUCGCCGUCGCAAGGAUAACUACUCUUUCUCGAA